CCGUCGCUCGGCCGCAGGCCUGCUCGCUUCGCCUGCCCCGGGCUGCGGCAUGGAGCGCCUGCCGCGGACCCUGGAGCUCUUCUAUGAUGUGCUGUCCCCCUACUCCUGGCUGGGCUUCGAGAUCCUGUGCCGGUAUAAGAACAUCUGGAACGUCAACCUGCAGUUGCGCCCCACCCUGAUUGCAGGGAUCAUGCAAGACAGUGGAAACAAGCCACCAGCUCUGCUUCCCCGCAAAGCCAAAUACAUGGAAAGUGACGUUAGGCUCCUGGGACAGCAUCUCCAGGUUCCCAUCCGAUUCCCCAAGGAGUUCUUCUCUGUGAUCCUUGAAAAAGGAAGUUUGUUGGCCAUGCGAUUCCUCACCGCCGUGAACUUGGAGCACCCCGAGGUGCUGGAGAAAGCGUCCAGGGAACUAUGGAUGCGCGUCUGGUCACGGGAUGAAGACAUCACGGAGCCCCGGAGCAUCCUGGCUGCUGCAGAGAAGGCUGGCAUGUCCACGGAACAAGCCCGAGGACUUCUGGAAAAGAUCUCAACACCACGGGUGAAGAACCAGCUCCAGGAGACCACCCAGGCAGCCUGCAAAUAUGGGGCUUUUGGGCUGCCCGUCACUGUGGUCCACCUGGGUGACCAAACCCACAUGUUGUUUGGCUCUGACCGGAUGGAGUUGCUGGCAUACCUGCUGGGAGAGAAGUGGAUGGGCCCUGUGCCUCCAGCCAUGAAUGCCAGACUUUAAGGAUGCCCAGAGGAAGCAAAAUUAUUGGUAUAAAAAAGCAGACCAGGGGCCGGCCCGGUGGCGUAGCAGUUAAUUGCGUGCGCUCUGCUUUGAUGGCCCGGGGUUCACAGGUUUGGAUCCCUGGCGCACACCGAUGCACUGCUCGUCAAGCCAUGCUGUGGUGGCAUCCCAUAUAAAAUAGAGGAAGAUGGGCAUGAAUGUUAGCCCAGGGCCAGUCUUCCUCAGCAAAAAGAGGAGGAUUGGCAUCAGACGUUAGCUCAGGGCUGAUCUUCCUCACAAAGAAAAAAAAAAAAGCAGACCAUCUCUGUACCCCUCUUCCACUGUGGGGCACUGGGACUCUUUCCUUGUCUAAUAGAGAUGCUUCUGUGGCCCUGGGGGAUGCCCAGAGGGCUGAGUGGUACAUCUACUGUUACUCUCAUGGCUGCUCUUACUUCUGUGCUUCACAAGUGCCUUUCAAGAGCCCCAAACUCUGCUUUCCCACAAAAUAAACCUAAUGCCAUUAGCUGUAAUAUUCUUGGGUCUGUGUCUUCCCUGGUAUUUGUGUGUUCUUGUUCCUGCAGUCACAUCCUGUCCACUCUAGGUGUUUGAGAAGAACAGCUCUUUCCGUACUCCCAGCCCGUGGGCGACUUGCAUGGAAGGAGCAGGAAACUGUCCCUCUUUCUUUUCUACAGAAACUCCCUAGAUCCCUCUGUCAGGGACAGAGACUAAGCCAGAUGGAUUUUGCAACUAAGUAGUUUGGCACUUACUGUCUUCUGACCAGCCACGGUGCCUGAGAUGGGACUGGGACUAGAGGCCCAGUGGGAGUGAAGACUGGGCAUGACUGAGCUUGUGCCCAGGUAUUUAAACCAAGUCCAGCUACACUGACCAGCAGAACCAGGGCAAGGUGGUGCAGGGAGAGCAGCUGGUGUUGCCAUAGCCUGGAGGAGGGGCUCAUCCCCUCAUCCAUGGUGCAGAUCCUGAGAAAGGCCCAGGCCUCUCCCUGGCCUAGAAUAACCCCUGAUCCUCCCACACAAACCCAUAGCUCUCCCACUCCCCCAAUUAUUUAUCCAAAGUCCUGCCUCCAUCUGCUCCCACUGUGCAAUCAUCAGAAUACCUGGUGUUUCAAUAGUAUUUGGACUUCUUUGAGAACUCUCUUUAUUCAGAAGCUGAAACCACACUUGGACGCUUGUUGGGAACCAGGUGUGGAGCCUUCAAUGGCUCGAGGGGCUUUGGGAGGGGAUGCCAUCUUCCCUUUGCUCCCUCUCUCUGGCUCUUUCUCAUCUCAUAUCCCAUUUUCCCCUUUUGUCCCCCAUCACCUCCUGUCUUCCUCCUCUCUUCCAUGAUUCCAGGAUUUCAAAUCAUCCUGACCAGGUUCAUCUGUGAUAUAAUACCAGAAGUACUUCUCCAAAUAACCACUCUCUCCUUCAAAGGAGAUGUUGUGACGUGUACAGCUAAUAUAAAAAUAUAGGAAAAUGUCCAACCUGAAGAAAUAUAAGGGCAAGUUAAAACAAAUUGUAACUUCUCAUAUAUCAAAGCUGCCCAGCGUGUGGUGAGUAGAGACAAAGUUUUAUGAAUAAAGAUGCUUGUCUCAGCAUUAUUUGUGACAUCAGAUAACUUAAAUAUCUAAGAGUAGGAGGAUGCUUGAAUAAAUUAUGGUACAUCCAGGAUAUAAUGUUUCCUAGCCAUCAAAAAUUGUAUUUGUGGUUCCGACCUGGUGGCACAGUGGUUAAGUUUGCACGCUCCACUUUAGCAGCCCAGGGUUUGCAGGUUUGGAUCCCGGGCACGGACCUAUGCACCGCUCAUCAAGCCAUGCUGUGGUGGCAUCCCACAUACAAAAUAGAGGAAGAUGAGCGCAGAUGUUAGUUUAGGGCUAAUCUUCCUCAGCAAAAAAAAAGGAAGAUUGGCAGCAGAUGUUAGCUCAGGGUCAAUCUUCCUCACUAAAAAAAAAAAAGUGUGAAAAAUUUUAAAGAACAUUGGAAAUUCUUAGGAUAUAAUAUUGAUGCAAAAAAGAUGAAACUAUGUAUAGUAUGAUCUCAAUUAUAUCUUGAUGUAUAAAAAUAUAUUACACUACAGAGGACAUUAGUAUAUUAAUCCUGGAAUAAAAUAUGUCAA
This is a messenger RNA of Diceros bicornis minor, 2821 nucleotides long. RefSeq names its product glutathione S-transferase kappa 1 (gene GSTK1). The transcript is spliced from 8 exons. The record is from RefSeq and is a predicted model, not a curated record. The coding region runs from base 50 to 730 and encodes 226 amino acids. Gene Ontology annotation, cellular component: peroxisome; mitochondrion. Gene Ontology annotation, biological process: glutathione metabolic process. Lineage: Eukaryota; Metazoa; Chordata; Mammalia; Perissodactyla; Rhinocerotidae. Gene Ontology annotation, molecular function: glutathione transferase activity; glutathione peroxidase activity.